AUGAAUCACAAUGAUUCCACUUCCCUAGGCAGCAUCCUACCCUCUGCCAACACCACAGACAGCACUAAUACCUCCCCCUCUCUAUCUUCCACAAAGCAAAUCAAACAAAACAAACAAAAGCCCUCCAGCUCCCUCGCCAAACUGAGAAAGAAACCAACCUCAAACGAAAAUGCCCCCAGACCCUACAGCUGUCCCAUGUGCACCAAAGCCUUUCAUCGUCUAGAGCAUCGAACACGACAUAUAAGAACCCACACUGGCGAGAAACCCCACGACUGCACUCACCCAGGUUGCUUUAAAAAAUUCUCCAGAAGCGACGAGCUUACAAGACACAAGAGAAUCCACGACAAUCCAAACUCUAGAAAAUCAAAA
This is a messenger RNA of Ascoidea rubescens DSM 1968, 369 nucleotides long. RefSeq names its product C2H2-type zinc finger protein. The annotation marks the transcript as partial. The transcript has a single exon. Gene Ontology annotation, molecular function: RNA polymerase II cis-regulatory region sequence-specific DNA binding. Gene Ontology annotation, cellular component: nucleus; cytoplasm. The record is from RefSeq and is a predicted model, not a curated record. NCBI's taxonomy places the organism in Eukaryota, Fungi, Ascomycota, Saccharomycetes, Ascoideales, Ascoideaceae.